Molecule: messenger RNA, 3163 nt
Organism: Tribolium castaneum (red flour beetle)
Lineage: Eukaryota; Metazoa; Arthropoda; Insecta; Coleoptera; Tenebrionidae
Gene: Cpap1-h
Product: cuticular protein analogous to peritrophins 1-H
Exons: 6
Coding region: 528-2999 (823 amino acids)
Cellular component (GO): extracellular region
Molecular function (GO): chitin binding
Source: RefSeq, a predicted model, not a curated record
AGUCCCCAAACCGCACCGUUCGAAUCGCUCCUCCACUAGCUGAAGAAUUGAAAAUUUCUGUCUUCAGUCGGUUCACUUGGAUUGUUGCAGACAGGUGAGAAUCGGAAGAGUGAAUAAAUCGCGUGCGAUUUUCGAAAAAAAAGUGGUGAUGGUCGAAAACCGAUGUCGCCACAUUAGAAAACUCUGCUAUUUUUCGAAACUGGGCCUGAAAUUGCUGAAGUUCGGACUGUAUGCCAUAGUGCCGUUCCGGCUCUUUCCUGUCAACCGAUUUUUGGCGAGAACGCUUCUGGGGGCGUGAAAUUGCGCCUGUGGGGGGCUUGUUCAGUGGUGCUCGAGACGUCUUUCUCAUUUAUUUGAAAUAUCUGAUAUUGACUAUUGUUCUGACUUUAGUGACCUACUUGUACCUGCUUUAUUUUACGAGAGACGAUAUCAAACUGUAAUUAGCGAGUGUUAAAGUGUACAGUGAAAUGCGUUAAAUUUUCAAAUUAAUUCAUUGGAAAACAGUUGUUCUAGUUAAACACAGGAGGAUGAAAAGGCCGCCUGGGCUUUGGAUCCUACUGUCGGCAGGUGUUCUCUGGCUGAGUCUACAAGAUGUUUACGGAAUCAGAGCCACAGCGCUCAUCUUCGGCAAGUCGACAACGACCACGACUUCCACAGAAGCGACUUCAGAAGCUGAGACUUCUCCAGAUGAGACUGCCACCGAGGCGAGCACCGAGUCCUCCAACGUGACCAAGCCCACCCUCACGGGGGUGCCCCAGGUGGACUACAUCUGGGACCCCAACUUGCCCAAAGAGCUCAACGGGUACAACCUCUCCGAGUACCCCUUCUACGAGAGGGUGCCCGAAGACAUCGACUUCAAGUGCGAUGGUCUCCAUGACGGGUUCUACGCCAGCGUGCCCCACAAAUGCCAGGUCUACCACCACUGCCUUUUCGGAACAAGAUACGACUUUUUAUGUGCGAAUUAUACCGCAUUUGACCAGAAAACAUUUAUCUGCCACUUCGUGUCCGAGGUGGAUUGCGUCAAUUCGAAGAAAUAUUGGCACAGGAAUGACGCUCUGUAUAAGGCAGCCACGACCACGACUGCGAAGCCUGUGGUGGUUUAUACGCCGCCCCCGCAACCGCACCCUGCAGCCGCCCCUGCGGCGGUGAACCCCCGGAGGCCUGGGGGCCGCCGGCGGCCUAUGCGAAGAAGGCGGCCACAGUACGAUUAUUACGAUUACGCCGACGAUUAUGACGAUUAUUACGAAGAAAGGCCUCCAAGGUCGGAAGCGAGAAGAAGAAAGAGGCCACGACCGAGACCUAGACCAGUUUAUGAAGACGACUACGAAGAAUACGAGGAUGAGAGGUACGAAAGAAGGGGACCGGGAAGGAGGCGAGCUGGGGACAGGCGAAGAAACAACAAUAAAGAUAGAAGAAAAUACGAAGAUGAGGAUAAAUACGAAGAUGAUAAGUUAGACGACGAUAGAAAAUCAAAUGAUAGAAGACCGAAUAAUAAAGACAGAAGAAAAAAUGAAGAUGAAGAAGAUGAUAGACUAGAAGAGGAUAGAAAAACAGAAGAUAAAAGAACGAGCGAAAGGAGACAUCAUAAAAGGCGGCCACCGCAUGAUUACUCGGAGGAAGAAGAGGAAGAUAGAAGAAGAAGUCGUCCUAAAGGAGGCUCUCGACGGCCAGUUGAAGAUGAUUACGAAGAGGAAGAAGCACCUCAAAAUGAUAAACCCUCAGCGCCUGAAAAUGUCGGUGAUAAACCACUGAUAAAACCAACAAGUGGUAGUUCAAUUUAUGAUAGACCUAGAGCUGCCCCAAAAAUUAAACCACCAGUCCCUAAAAAUGAAGCAAGCAAAUAUGCUUAUAAACCGGUAGUGACUAAAGCACCUCCGGUUGAAGAUGAAGAAUACUACGACGAUUAUGAAGAAACUCCUCCUAAAACACACCGAAAAAAUGAACGACAUACAACCAGACGUGAAGAGGAGAGAGAACGAAAACCAUCACCUCCAAGAUUACGAGCAUCGCAGUCAUCUCGAGACGAUGUAAGUUAUGAAGAAGACGUCCCUCGAAGAAACCAGAAACCGAAAUAUGGGUCACACCAUCGUGAAAGACCUAGGAACAAAAAACCACCACCACCAGUUGAAGAUUAUUACGACGAUUAUGAAGAAGAGAGUAAGGAAACACCCGCGAAAGCGGAAAAACCGAAAGAAAAAUCGACUACGACAACAACCACGACGACAACAACAACGACAACCACAACGACAACACCCACAACAACGACAACGACUACUACAACGACCACACCCCCUCCACCUAGCACAACAACAGAAAGGGAAUUGCGUCCCGAAUCUAUAAUUCGGAUAGUAAAAAGACCGUUUUUGCCCAGCCGGGGCGGUAAUCCCUACGGCCCCCGUGGCCUCCAACCUGUGGGGGCCAAAGCGGUAGAAAAAAAGCCCGAAAUAAAAGAGGAAGAAACUUCCGAAAGCGCUAAAGCGGCAUUUAAACCUUCUGUUGUAAUAAAAACCCCACUACGUCAAAAAUACGUAAACGAACCCCAAGAAGAAUUUGCCCCCGUGUCAAGUCGGCCCCAAACUCCCCCUCGCCCAAGUCUCAAACCUAGCAAGGAAUUUCUAGGACCGCGAACGACUCAAAAACCCAAAUUGCCUGAACCCGAUCCUCUGGACAUAGAAGAUGAAUACGACGUCACCUUAAACGACGCCCUAAACCCCACGUUGCCCAAUUUACCGGUUCGGGGAUUCCCCACCGGGUUUAGUAACGCGAAUAACGAGUAUAAUAAUUACAAUUCGUAUCAGAGACCGAGAUAUGUCCUUGAAGGUGCAAAUUCGGAUUAUUAUCAAGCCAAGCCGACGAGACAAAGAUACGAAGCGGUGCCCUACAGUAACCCGCAGGAACAUUUUGUUAAUUCUGAGGCCGAUUACAAAGGGCAGUACAGCACAGUCAACAGAGCUAAUUUCAGGCCCAGACUCACGCAAGCCCUCUACACGAGUUUCUGAUUUUUCAAGCCAUAUUCUAGGUAGACUUAAAAUUCUAUAUUUAAUUUUUCUGUGAAUUAGUAAGCAAAUUAUGGUUGUGUAAAUUAUGACGAUUAUUUAAGUUAAAUUACAUGAUACUUUGUAAAAUAUUUGUACUCAAAAAUAAAACCGUAAAUAAAAACCGA